Molecule: messenger RNA, 588 nt
Organism: Dioszegia hungarica
Lineage: Eukaryota; Fungi; Basidiomycota; Tremellomycetes; Tremellales; Bulleribasidiaceae
Product: HSP20-like chaperone
Exons: 8
Coding region: 1-588 (195 amino acids)
Biological process (GO): protein folding
Cellular component (GO): cytoplasm
Source: RefSeq, a predicted model, not a curated record
AUGGCGUCGACGGCAUACGACGACAUGUCCAAGGAGGACCGUGAUGCGCAUGAUCUGGCAGAGGCCGCGCGUGAGAAGGAAGAGCAAGCCGCUCUUCCUUAUCAAUGGUCACAAGAUCUUCAGGUGGUCUCCGUCGCGGUGCCAUUGCCGAAAGGUACCCGCGCGAAAGAUCUCAACGUCGUUAUGCAGCGGCGCAAAUUAAAGGUUCAGCUGAAGUCAUCGGCAGAUCCAAUCAUGGAUGGUGACCUCUUCAAUGACAUCGCUGUUGACGAUUCGUCUUGGACUGUCCAGGAUGAUGUACUGAAUAUCGAGCUGGAAAAGCUUUCCGCACACAUCAAGUCACAUCAAUGGUGGCCACAUGUGUUGACAAACGCUCCUAAGAUCAAUACUCAGAAGAUUCAGCCUGAAAACUCCAAGCUGUCAGAGCUGGACGGAGAAACCAGGGGGAUGGUGGAGAAGAUGAUGUAUGAUAACAAUCAGAAAAUGAUGGGCAAGCCGACAUCUGAAGAGCAAAAGAAGCUGGAUAUGAUGGAGAAGUUCAAGGCUGCGCACCCCGAGAUGGACUUUUCCAAUGCCAAGAUCAAUUGA